This is a messenger RNA of Australozyma saopauloensis, 594 nucleotides long. It is a transcript of the gene RPS8A, whose product is annotated as 40S ribosomal protein eS8. Gene Ontology annotation, biological process: maturation of SSU-rRNA from tricistronic rRNA transcript (SSU-rRNA, 5.8S rRNA, LSU-rRNA); translation. The record is from RefSeq and is a predicted model, not a curated record. Bases 1 to 594 code for a protein of 197 amino acids. Gene Ontology annotation, molecular function: structural constituent of ribosome. The transcript has a single exon. NCBI's taxonomy places the organism in Eukaryota, Fungi, Ascomycota, Pichiomycetes, Serinales, Metschnikowiaceae. Gene Ontology annotation, cellular component: ribosome; cytosolic small ribosomal subunit.
AUGGGUAUCUCAAGAGACUCUCGUCACAAGCGUUCUGCAACCGGUGCUAAAAGAGCCCAGUUCAGAAAGAAGAGAAAGUUUGAGUUGGGUAGACAGCCAGCCAACACCAAGAUCGGUGCCAAGAGAAUCCACACUGUCAGAACCAGAGGUGGUAACAAGAAGUUCAGAGCCUUGAGAGUUGAGGCCGGUAACUUCUCUUGGGCCAGUGAAGGUGUCGCCAGAAAGACCAGAAUCGCUUCUGUCGUCUACCACCCUUCCAACAACGAGUUGGUCAGAACCAACACCUUGACCAAGUCUGCUAUUGUCCAAAUUGACGCCACCCCAUUCAAGCAAUGGUUCGAGACCCACUACGGUAAGGUUUUGGGUAAGAACAAGGAGGGUCAUGAGGUCAAGAAGACCGCCAAGGACGAGAAGAAGUUCGCUGCCAGAGCCGCUGCUUCUGUCAUUGAGUCCGCUGUCGACCACCAGUUCUCUGCUGGUAAGUUGUACGCUUGCAUCUCUUCUAGACCAGGUCAAUCUGGUAGAUGUGAUGGUUACAUCUUGGAGGGCGAGGAGUUGGCCUUCUACUUGAGAAGAUUGACUGCUAAGAAAUAA